Messenger RNA from Penicillium griseofulvum, 1410 nucleotides. RefSeq names its product Major facilitator superfamily domain, general substrate transporter. Lineage: Eukaryota; Fungi; Ascomycota; Eurotiomycetes; Eurotiales; Aspergillaceae. Gene Ontology annotation, molecular function: transmembrane transporter activity. Gene Ontology annotation, cellular component: membrane. Bases 1 to 1410 code for a protein of 469 amino acids. The record is from RefSeq and is a predicted model, not a curated record. The transcript is spliced from 4 exons. Gene Ontology annotation, biological process: transmembrane transport.
AUGCUCGAAGAGACCUCCCCACUACUUGGUGGGCAAAAGUCCAGGUGGUUAUCAAUAUACUGGUUAUCCGCUGUCGUCUUCUGCUUGUCCGUUGCGGGGACUUUUCUCAAUGUACCCCUAACGCGACUCAUCGAGGACAACCUUUGUAGUCGAUAUUCUCAAGGCACCCCAACUGAAGAGCUCUGCAAGACUGAUAAAAUUCAAUCCAAGUUGGCUUAUCUCAAUGGCGGUCUCCCCCUUAUGGAGGCGGUGGUUGGUCUUAUUGUGGCAUUUCCAUUUGGAAUUCUUGCUGAUAGAGUCGGUCGGAAACCCAUCAUUGUUCUAUCAAUGAUUGGAACCUCGCUAUCCUUGGCCUGGGAAUUAGCUGUCAUUGCUUUGCCUAGGAUAAUCCCAGUUCAAUUCAUCCUGGCUGGUCCGUUGUUUACUGUCGUCGGCGGUGGAAAUACCGUGCUCCUUGCUAAUCUAUACUCGAUUGCAUCGGAUUUGGUAGUUCAAUCAGACCGAGCAUCGGCAUUCUUCCUCAUGGCAUUCGCCAGUCUACUUGGUGCCUCUGUUGGACCGGCUAUUUCCUCCGCCUUUAUGGAAACAUUUUCACCUUGGGUUCCAACCUUCAUCAGCUUCUUCGUCAACCUAGCGGCUCUAAUCCCGCUCUUCUUCGUACCCGAGACUUUGUUACCGUCAAAGCAAGACUCUAACUCCGAGCAAGAUCAUCCUGAGUCUGGAGAAGGGCCAGAGCCACAUAGCUUCCGAUGGUACCUAUCUCAGUCCCUUAACCUCGGCUCUUCUAUCGCAUUGAUGAAAUCUCCUUCUAUAAUUCUUGUCUUAGCCACCUUUCUUACAGCUGCACCCGAGGCCCUGGGCACUUCCCAAUUCCUAGCACAGUAUAUCAGCAAGCGCUUCGACUGGCCUCUCGCCAAAACAGGCUAUCUUUUGACCCUCCGCGGGGUCAUCCAUAUGGGAGUCUUACUCUUUACACUUCCUCUGCUCUCCAAGAUACUCUUGCGAUACCAGCGUCCACCUGCUAAGGACUUGAUGCUCGCCCGUGGCUCCGUUGCAAUUGCCGCCGUUGGAGCAUUCUUCAUGGCUGCGCCACAGAUAGGACUGGUGGUUGCUGGGCUAGCGGUUCAUAGUCUGGGGUCGGGUCUGGCCCCGCUGUGUCGCUCGCUAGCAACCAGCUAUGUGACACCACAGGAUACGUCUAAAUUGAAUACGGUCAUCGGCAUAGUUGAAACGACUGGGUCGUUAUUUGCUGGGCCAGCACUCGCGUGGUUGUUUGAGACGGGGAUGAAACUGGGAGGCAUGUCACUUGGACUGCCGUAUUAUGGGUUGGCAGCGUCAUUCGCAUUGUGCCUGGUUGGCCUGAUCUUUGUCCAACCACCUACCCGGGAAGGGGAGAUCGAGGAAUCCUAG